AAAGUUCAAGGGGGCCGAAUACUUUCGCAAGGCACUGUAGCAAUGGAAUGGUAGAUGUGCAGAAGAUGAAUGUGCAAGUAGUGAUACUGGGGUGCAAACGAGCAAUAUAAAUAAAUAAAUACAGUAUGGGGAUGAGGUAGAUAGAUGGGCUGUUUACAGAUGGGCUAUGUACAGGUGCAGUGAUCUGUGAGCUGCUCUGACAGCUGGUGCUUAAAGCUAGUGAGGGAGAUAUGAGUCUCCAGCUUCAGUGAUUUUUGCAGUUCAUUCUAGUCAUUGGCACGAGAGAACUGGAAGGAAAGGCGACCAAAGGAGGAAUUGGCAUUGGGGGUGACCAGUGAGAUAUACCUGCUGGAGCGCGUGCUACGAGUGGGUGCUGCUAUGGUGACCAGUGAGCUGAGAUAAGGCGGGGAUUUACCUAGCAGAGUAUGAAGCGAGGGCCAACCAAUGAGAGCGUACACGUCGCAGUGGUGGGUAGUGUAUGGGGCUUUGGUGACAGAAUGGAUGGCACUGUGAUAGACUGCAUCCAAUUUGUUGAGUAGAGUGUUGGAGGCUAUUUUAUAGAUGACAUCGCCGAAGUCGAGGAUCGGUAGGAUGGUCAGUUUUACGAGUUUGGCAGCAUGAGUGAAGGAUUCUUUGUUGCGAAAUAAGAAGCCAAUUCUAGAUUUAAUUUUGGAUUGGAGGUGCUUAAUGUGAGUCUUGGAAGGAGAGUUUACAGUCUACCCAGACACCUAGGUAUUUUUAGUUGUCCACGCAUUCUAAGUCAGAGCCGUCCAGAGUAGUGAUGCUGGACGGGUGGGUAUAAACGCCAUUUAAAAUGCUUCCUUUUUGUUCACCCACUAAAGGAGAGCUGGAAACAUAGAAUUAUAUAUAGAUGUUCUAUGGCUGGAAAACUAUCAGCUGCGUUCUGAUUCCUCUCCUUUAUUCAUCUUCUUAUCUCUUCCCCAUCCCUCCCUUCCCUUGUUUAUCAUUCCUGUUACACACGCUCUAUCUAUCUGUCUAUCUGUUGCUCUAUCCAUUCAUCCCUCCCUUCCUCGAUCUUUCCCUCCCUCCAGUGUGUCCAAGCAGCACGCGGUCAUCCCCAGUCAGGUGUUUGAGCUGGAGGACGGCAGCAGCAGCUACAAGGACUUUGGCAUGACCCGGAACAACCGCUUCAGCAGUGUGGGCCAGGCGUCCAAGAACAUCAUCCAGCCACCCGCCACUGUGCUGCACUUCUACAAUGUCCCGCCCUGCAUCACUGAGGACGAGCUGCAGAGGUUAUGUACAGAGCAUGAGGUACCCGGUUUCAUCAAGUUCAAAGUCUUCGAUGCAAAACCCAGCUCCAAAACGAUCUCAGGCUUAUUCGAAUUUGACAACAAGACACACGCUGUGGAGGUUCUAACAGUCCUCAACCACCACCAGAUCAGAAUACCAAGUAAGUCCUGUGUCUUACUCCGGAGAGAAUGCUUGCUUCAAGGACAGAAAAGUAGAGCGAGAGAUGAUGAGAGAAUGACAGAAAGAGAAUGGGUCACAAGGCAGUAGGCUGGAUUCAAACCUCUGCCAGCACCAUAUGUGUGCCAGAGACUGCAGCCCUAGAAAACCACUAGAAAACCCAUGCCAACUCCUCUGUCUCUUUUUAAAUGACAUCUUCGAGACAUUUAACAUGGUUCUGCAACUAUCCACCUAAAAAAAUAAAUAUAUAAGGUUAACAUCCACACGGAAAUCUAAUUAGCACAAUACAAAUGCAAUUAUUAAGAGGCUAGAUAAAAAUAGCUAAUCCUGGCGACCAAUGUUCUAGCAUGAAUUUAUUGAGGCGUGCAGCUCAGGGAUGUGAAGGUGUUACAAGCCUGGUCUAUGUGUUUAGUGUAAUUAACAACUAUCAAAUGAAAAGCAAAGACUCAAUCAAAUAAUGACUCCGUAGAACGAGGAAUGCAUUUACUCAAUUCAACGAAUAUUAAUGUAUUAGUCACGAAAUCAAUGAGAUUCAAACAAUUACAGUGUACAUGAAAUAUGUGAUGCAUUACAGCAUAACGCAGAGUAAAUGACUAUCACCAACAGGCUAAGACUUCACGUGGUUACACACGUCUUCAGUUCAGAAUCAUCUCUUCAGAGAAAAAAAAACUGUGUGUGUCUGAUACACGUAGGAGCUUGGUAGCAAGUUCUCAAAGUGUGAGCAAAUUCACUUCCCUCUUAACCAAAUUCAAGCGGGAACGCACCCCCAAUCUGAAUGAACACUUCACAACACACCCAGAUUCUUAUAUAAUCAACUCAAUUUUAAUGUUUAUGAUGGACAACAGGAACGUGCAUAAUAACCUGUCAACCCAAUAUACAAUUUUUAAAAUUUAUGUAACCUUUAUUUAGCUAGGCAAGUCAGUUAAGAACAAAUUCUUAUUUACAAUGACGGCCUACCCCGGCCAAACCCUAACCCGGACGACGCCAAUUGUGUGCCGCCCUAUGGGACUAUGGGUUGUGAUACAGCCUGGAAUCAAACCAGGGUCUAUAGUGACGCCUCUACCACUGAAAUGCAGUGCCUUAAGACUGCUGCGUCACUCGGGAGCCCAAAGACUCGUCCCCAUACCGGGAGUCAAACCUAGGCCGCCUGGGUGAAAACCAGGAAUCCUAACCUCUUGAAUAUUACCGCCAUCCAUCCGGACAAUGUCAAAUAGAAUCAACACGACAGGCUAGCCGCUAGACGCCUGUUCAUCACUGGCCUUCAUCAUCGUUCACAUUUGUUCACUCUCUCUAUUUUUCGACUACAAUACAAGUUAAAGACAUGUUUGUUUUAUUCUUCCCUUGUGCUCCUCCGAUACACAGCAGGUAUUCACCUUCACACUGGCCCGACAACGCAAACAAAAGCCAGUAGACUUUGGGUCUUUUUUUAUUUUCUUUUUACUGUGAGGCAAAUCAAAAAUCGAGCCCCCCUCAAACAACUCCAUCUUGUGCUUUCAUUAUUUGUUUUUGUGGCAGAGGAGGAAAAUUGCAGGAGAAAGCUUUGUGUUCUCUAGUAAUAAUGGCUUUCAUACAGACAGCCUCAAGCCACAGUCUCUUUGUGGGUUGGCAGGCGUAAGGUCCCCAGUUACCUGAAAAUAGUCAGAAUACAGAAUAUAAGGAAUAACCCCUUGAGGCAACACAACACACACACACACUCACUCCAUCAUUCGCUCACUCACACAUAAUAUGUACAUACAGUGGGGCAAAAAAGUAUUUAGUCAGCCAAAAAUUGUUCUCCCACUUAAAAAGAUGAGAGAGGCCUGUAAUUUUCAUCAUAGAUACACUUCAACUAUGACAGACAAAAUUAGGCAAAAAAAUCCAGAAAAUCACAUUGUAGGAUUUUUAAUGAAUUUAUUUGCAAAUUAUGGUGGAAAAUAAGUAUUUGGUCACCUACAACCAAGCAAGAUUUCUGGCUCUCACAGACCUGUAACUUCUUCUUUAAGAGGCUCCUCUGUCCUCCACUCGUUACCUGUAUUAAUGGCACCUGUUUGAACUUGUUAUCAGUAUAAAAGACACCUGUCCACAACCUCAAACAGUCACACUCCACUAUGGCCAAGACCAAAGAGCUGUCAAAGGACACCAGAAACAAAAUUGUAGACCUGCACCAAGCUGGGAAUCUACAAUAGGUAGGCAGCUUGGUUUGAAGAAAUCAACUGUGGGAGCAAUUAUUAGGAAAUGGAAGACAUACAAGACCACUGGUAAUCUCCCUCGAUCUGGGGCUCCACGCAAGAUCUCACCCCGUGGGGUCAAAAUGAUCACAAGAACGGUGAGCAAAAAUCCCAGAACCACACGGGGGGACCUAGUGAAUGACCUGCAGAGAGCUGGGGCCAAAGUA
Messenger RNA from Oncorhynchus nerka (sockeye salmon), 3802 nucleotides. RefSeq names its product heterogeneous nuclear ribonucleoprotein L-like. The transcript has 3 exons. Gene Ontology annotation, cellular component: nucleus. Lineage: Eukaryota; Metazoa; Chordata; Actinopteri; Salmoniformes; Salmonidae. Gene Ontology annotation, biological process: regulation of RNA splicing. The coding region runs from base 1132 to 1518 and encodes 128 amino acids. The record is from RefSeq and is a predicted model, not a curated record. Gene Ontology annotation, molecular function: mRNA binding.